This is a messenger RNA of [Candida] anglica, 1849 nucleotides long. The record is from the annotation of a GenBank genome assembly. Lineage: Eukaryota; Fungi; Ascomycota; Pichiomycetes; Serinales; Debaryomycetaceae.
CUCAUAGUGUUCAGGUGAAUAUUCAAAUAUCUUAACUGUGUUGUUCAAUGGUUUCAUCUUCAAUAACCGGAGACAUUUCCGAAGUCCCUGAAUCUCUCAAACCAAUUUUAACCAGUAAGGUUUUCCAUUCCACAUGGGCUGGAACCUUCACCUGUCAACCACAAGCCAUCUUUCAACCUACAAAUGUAGAUGAAAUCAAGUUACUUGUCGAUGAAGCUCGUAAACGAGGAAAGACUAUCAUGACCGUUGGUUCUGGCCACUCUCCUUCAGAUUUGACUAUGACUAAGGAAUGGUUGUGUAACUUGGACAAAUUCAAUAAGGUUUUAAAGCAAGAAGAGUUUUCAGGACCUGCUCUUGGUGGUAAAGAUGGUGAACGUGAAGUAAAGUUUGUUGAUCUUACAGUAGAAGCCGGAUGUAGAGUCUACGAGCUUAACGAAUAUGUCAAGACCCAUAAGCUUGCAGUUCAAAACCUUGGAUCAAUCAGUGACCAAUCCAUUGCCGGUUUAAUUUCUACUGGUACCCAUGGUUCUUCCCAAUAUCAUGGUCUUGUUUCUCAACAAGUAGUUUCCAUCACUAUUAUGAACUCAGUGGGUAAACUGGUUAACUGUUCUUCUAUUGAAAGACCAGACCUUUUCAGAGCUGCCUUAUUAUCUUUAGGUAAAGUAGGUAUCAUCACCCACGUGACUUUGCGUACUAUCCCAAGUUAUACCAUUAAAUCAAAGCAAGAAAUUAUCAAGUUUUCCACUCUUUUAAACAAUUGGGAAAGUAUUUGGUUGGAUUCAGAAUUCAUCCGUAUCUGGUGGUUCCCUUAUUCUGGAAAUUGUGUUUGUUGGCGUGCUUCCAAAUCGGAUGAUGAACUUUCCGACCCUAGACCAUCAUGGUAUGGAACUCGUUUUGGUCGUUUCUUUUAUGAAUCAUUACUUUGGGUUUCCGUUCAUAUCCUUCCUCGCCUUACUCCAUAUAUCGAAAAAUUUGUUUUCAGUCAACAAUAUGGAAAUGUUGAAACUUUGGGAAGCGGUGAUGUUGCAGUCCAACAUUCUGUAGAUGGAUUGAAUAUGGAUUGUUUAUUCUCUCAAUUUGUUAACGAAUGGUCCGCACCAUUGAAACACGGUAAGGAAGUCUUACUUGAAUUGGAUGCUAAAAUUAAGAAUGCUCAAAAGGAAAAUAGAUUCUAUGUGCAUGCUCCAAUUGAAGUUAGAUGCUCAAAUGUAACUAAUUCUGAUACUCCUUUUGUCGAUGAUGAAACCAAUGAGCCUUCUUUGUAUCCAUCUCAAAAAUGGUUAGCUACAAGAAACAGACUCAGUGCUGGUCCAGUUCCAGGUAACAACUUCCGUCCUUACUUGGAUAACUCUCCAGAUAACUUGCCAUACGUUGAAGACCCAAAAAAGAUCACAAAUGAUCAAUUGACUCUUUUCAUUAACGCUACCAUGUACAGACCAUUCCAUACCAAUGUCGAGACCAAGGAGUGGUACCAAAUCUUUGAAGACAUUUUGACUGCUGCUGGAGGUAAACCACAUUGGGCUAAGAAUUUCAUUGGUGUUACGGGUAAACAUGAAACUGAAGAAGAUUUAAAGACUCAAUUGGACUUUGGUGGUAAGAAGUUUUAUACCAUGAUUGGAUUCGACCCAGUGAUGAAGAAAUGGUUUGGUGAAAACUUGACCAAGUACAAUAAAGUAAGAAAGGAAAUGGAUCCUGAAGGUGUCUUCAUGAGUGGUAAGCCAUGGAUGAUCAGAAAUGGUUUAUUGGAAGAAUAAUUGGACAGACAAUUAUGAAAAUAGAUUCAAUACUAAUAUUAUAAUAUAUUGUUUAUUUAUAUUCGUUCAUCUUCUUCUUCUAUAUAUAUGAUACA